AUGGGUAACAACAUUUCGUACCAAGAAACGCCAGUUGAGCUUAGCUUGGGCAACCGAGGCAAGAUCCGCGGCCUCCAAUUUGACGACAAAACUCGCCGCUUCACCGGAGUCCCUUACGCCCUGCCACCGACUGGCGAGCAUAGGUGGCGCAAGCCGCGACCUUUGCCCGCUUCAUACACUUACGCCAACGCUGACGGGGGUGUAUACGACGCAACAAAGUUCAGAGCAGUCUGCCCUCAAAAGGUCUGGGGCGUCGUGAAGCCCGGUGUCGGAGAGAACACCUACAGCGAGGACUGUUUGUUCGUCAACAUCUGGACCCCAGCACCCAAGGAGGGCGACGAGAACAGAAAAUGGCCGGUGAAGCUCUGGAUCCACGGGGCUGGAAUGGAUGCGACGGAGUUGAUCACCACGGGCGGACUCAACGCGAUUGUUGUGGCCAUCGGUUACCGUCUGAACAUUUUCGGAUUCCUUGCUGGAGAGGCUCUCUUGAAUGACAGCAAUGGCGAGGCGGGCGGCAACUUUGGUUUGUGGGAUCAGCGGAUAGCUGCAGAAUGGGUAAGAGAUAACAUUGCCUAUUUCGGAGGAGACCCGCAAAACAUUACACUCGCCGGUCGAAGCGCUGGUGCAUACAGCGCCGAGGCUCAGAUGUUGUAUGAUUUUCGCAAGACUGGCGAAAGCUCCUCGCUGUACCGCCGUAUCUUCAUGGACUCCAACGCCAUUCCCGCACAGCCAAAGUCUCUCCCCGAAGUCCAAGGACAGUUCAACGAGCUGUGCAACCAUUUCAAGAUCGACUCAGGCGUUUCAAAUGGUCAAAAGUUGGAGACACUACGAGGAAAAAGCGUGGAAGAACUUCUGGAAGCAAUCCCUCAUCUGAAAAACCACACCUUCAGGCCAGUUACGGACGACAUUUUUAUCCACUCUGGCAUGAUAGAAUAUCUAAAAAGCAAACAAUUUGCAGAUGAGUUCAAAAAGAGAGGAUACAAGAUCCUCAUCGGUGAGGUCCGCAACGAAGAGACUCUAUACUCAACUUAUAAUCCUCCGACUGAGCCGACCCUCGAUGCUCUUCGGCUGCAGAUCUCCAACUACUACGCGCCUGAUGUUACUGGCCGUGCCAUUAAAGAAUACAAGCUCCCAGAAUCGAGCAAUUUGGAAGACUGGCAGAAGACAUUCGGAUCAAUAAUUUCGGAUGGACAGGUUCGCGCACCCUCUAGGGCACUUGCAAAGGCGCUGGUGGACAACGGUGUCAAUAUAAGAGACGUGUGGCGAUACCAUAUUGGCUACAGACUCUCCUUUAUUGACGAGAAAGUUGCGCCGAUAUCCUUUGGGGUUGCUCAUGCUAUGGACAGGCCCAUUUGGAAUUUUGCGAUUACUCAUGGUCCAACUCCAAGCGAGGAAAUUCUGAUGAAGGACUGGAUCCAGAUUCUGGUGGCUUUCGUGAACAAUAGCGAUACCUACGAUUUUGGAACGAAGACAGUCCAACAGAUGAAGGUCAUGACUCCGGAGGGAACUAUCGAGAUCCGUGCGGACGAGCGGUGGGAUGAGCUUGUGAAAUUAGGCAAGAUUUUUGCAGGCAAGUAG
This is a messenger RNA of Colletotrichum spaethianum, 1578 nucleotides long. Its product is annotated as putative ethanolamine kinase. The transcript is spliced from 4 exons. The record is from RefSeq and is a predicted model, not a curated record. Lineage: Eukaryota; Fungi; Ascomycota; Sordariomycetes; Glomerellales; Glomerellaceae. Bases 1 to 1578 code for a protein of 525 amino acids.